UGACAGCUGAAAAAGUAAAAGUAUAAAAUACAAUUAUUAAGAUAACAGUUAGUCAAAUGCAUACAAUGGCCGAUAGCCCAUUCCAAAGAAGACGCAGCGGUUUACUACGUGGACCUCUCCACUCCACCGUCAACACUGGAUCGCUGUCGGUCACUUUGCUGCCCGAAGAACUAAGCAUUAGCGAAAAUACGAUGAUUUGUGACGAUGAUCUGGAUCGGGGUAUGGGAAAGACGGACGCGCUCUUCGCACAAUUUCUGGAGGUGCUUCACUCACACAAUAAUGAUACUGAGGUUUUUGACGUGGUAGAGGAACUAUCACAGUCUUGCCGUGCCGUUGUCGAGCAGCUGGAAAUUGAGAUUGACCGCGGCGUGGGCGGCGCUCACGGCACCAAGCAACGGGAGUUGAACAUUGGAUGGCUGAAGCAGGAGAUCAACACUUGGCGGCUGCUGCACUCGCUCUAUCACGAUCGUGUGCUGCAGGGAGACACAGCAGCUGAUGACGAAAUGCAGGGACCCACACCAGGUGGUAGCGAAAAGGAGGUGAUCGUGCAGUUGUAUGCCAUAAAUUCCACAUUACGGGAGUAUCAAGUAGUCGUUGACUGGUUGGAGAUGUGCUAUGAGCCGAAGGAGACUGCCAUUGCAGCACACUGUCACGAUCGCAUGAUGGCAUGGGAGAAUACGCUCUUCGAGCUCGAGAAACCAGAGGGGGCUGCCUUUGGACGUGGGCAUGAAAUUGUUAGACAAUUAGACCCUGAUGCGCCAGUGCGCGAGAAAAAGCCGUUGCAUGCCGAUGAUGAGGAAGACAACAAGCGUUUAGGACGUGGCAUUUUUUCAUUCAUACGCAAGGGCCGCGUCGAUGAUGCACUGAAGCUAUGUAAGCACUAUGGUCAGACUUGGCGCGCUUCUAUUCUAGAGGGUUGGCGGUUGCAUGAGGAUCCCAAUUAUGAUAACCAAGGCAUGGCGCCCGAAAAGAUGCCCAUUUUGGGUAAUCCCAGGCGGGAUGUUUGGAAGAGAUGUGCUUGGAUGAUGGCCGACUCAAAGAAAUAUGAUGAAUAUACUCGCGCCACAAUGGGCGUAUUCAGUGGCCAUCUUGGCUCACUUAAGGCGCUGCUCCAGAGUUCCUGGCAUGAUUUGCUCUGGGCCUAUAUUAAGGUGCAGAUCGACAUACGUGUAGAGAGCGAAAUUCGUGGUUGCUGCAUGAAACGGUAUCAUCAGCUGCCCGAUGAAUACUGGAAUGGGAAAAUGACGCUGGAGCAAAUUUUUGAUGAGCUCGAAGUGGCCAAGAAUGCUGCUGUUCGAGACUAUGCACAAAGCCAAAUGGGUGUAAUACAAAAACAUUUAAUUCUGGACACCUGUGGAGAAUUGCUGCAAUACAUGUGCCGUUGGGUGGACGUAGGCAAGGACUCAACAUUGCCGCCACAUCAGUUGCGUUUUAUGGCACACAUAGUGCUAUUUAUGCGCCAGAUCGGACGUGUGGAGCAGGAACAGUAUGCAGAGCGCAUUCUUGCUGCCUACGUGGAGGCGCUUAUCCAACGCAAGGAGCCACAAUUGAUUUCGUACUAUGCAGCGACGUUGUCCAAUAAGCUGCAAGUGCGUUUGUAUGCCAAGUUUUUGGAGCAGUUGGAUGAGACACGAGCGCGACAGGAGGCUCUGGAGGCAGCUUUGCAAAUGGGCUUGGAUGUGGAACAGAUCACACAAUGUGCCGUGGAGAGCAUACGUCUAAGCAACAGUCCAGAGAGCGCUGUUCCGCACGCUGGUGAAAUUUCAGUAGCGGACAGACGUAAGAUUCAGUCACUUGAGUUGCUGACACACCUGGUUGAGCAGCGUGGAGAACUGAUAUGGCAGGCCAAUGCCAUGAUGCGUCAUUUUUUGUCUGCCUCAAAGAUCGAGUGCAUGCGCGAAAUUACCAAUAUGAUGCCCUCCGAUGUGAUUGGCUCUUUGACAGCCGCCUUUGGGUCACCGGAGAAUCUACCGCUGCGUGAGGACUGCAGCUUAAAAGAGUAUUUGUGCUAUUCGGUGUACCUGACUGCUGUAGACAGAUUUAAUGAGUGGACACGUCUGCAGCAAUGCCGCCCAAAGCCCCCACAAUCAGAAAAAUCCAAUAAUUUCACCGAACGCAUAGCCACGGAGCACAAAGAGUUGAAUUAUCAGAGCGAUUUGACGCGCUGGGAGCACAAAGUCAAGGAGCUUUCAAAAGUAACCGUCGAUGCGCUCUACAACGUGCUGCUUUUUCCCCGCAAAGGCUGGCUAAUCGAUCCCUCCAUCGGCAGUGAACACGACAAUUCCGCCGAAUUGAAUUGGGAAAAUCGGCAGCUGCAAAUGGAAAAAUUACGUUCCAUUUGCCUGCCCGAAAUUGCACUGCUUCUCCACGAGGUAAUGUACAAGUCCGGCGACUACACAGGCUGUGUGCGACUGGCCGAUGAGAUUGCGGACGAGCGUCGUCAACUGUACAAAGUAUAUACGCAGCACAAAUUGGCCGAGUUGCUCUCGAAGAUUGCAGACGCCUCGCUUAAAUUGUUGAAUGAUAAAUUGGAUGCGUGGGGCUAUCCGUUUACAGCGUAACUUGCGGCAAAAAUAUAGCAAGGAUUAAACUGCAUUUAGUUUUUAAUUUUCA
This is a messenger RNA of Scaptodrosophila lebanonensis, 2613 nucleotides long. RefSeq names its product nuclear pore complex protein Nup107 (gene Nup107). Gene Ontology annotation, cellular component: nuclear pore; nuclear pore outer ring. Gene Ontology annotation, molecular function: structural constituent of nuclear pore. The record is from RefSeq and is a predicted model, not a curated record. The coding region runs from base 57 to 2561 and encodes 834 amino acids. Gene Ontology annotation, biological process: regulation of DNA-templated transcription; mRNA export from nucleus; protein import into nucleus. NCBI's taxonomy places the organism in Eukaryota, Metazoa, Arthropoda, Insecta, Diptera, Drosophilidae. The transcript is spliced from 2 exons.